GCCGGAGACGGGAAGCAACAGCAGGCGGUAACGGGAUUGGCUGGCUUCAAUUCUGGCUUGCGAGAUUGAUUGGAAAUAGAUUAAUUGCACCCCCUAACCCUUUGGGGGCUUAGCCCUGACUGGUGCCCCUCACUAUUCCAUUCAGUCUAUAUUCCAUCUCCUCCUCCUCAUGCUGCUUUCUGAUGUGGGCAAAUCCUCUGCUUCAAAUAUUACAGCUUUGGAGAAACAGAUUUUCCACUACAUCGAUGAAAAUCAAAAUAAAUUUGUUCAGGUUCUUAAGGAGUGGGUGGCAGUGGAAAGCGAUUCCAUACAACCAAAAUACAGACAAAACAUAACACAAAUGAUAGAGAUAGCUAAAGACAAACUUCAAGCCUUAGGAGCUGACGUGUGCAUAAUCAACUUGCCCAUUCACCAGAAUUCAAGUUCAACUGAGCCAAGAAACUUGGGAAUGAAUAAAGAAAAAAAUAAUUUUUCUUGCAGAAAGGGUGUACUCCAACAUAAAAUUCAUACAACCAAUUCUCCAAAGCUACAGAAUUACUGGUAUGAAGUUGUGGUCCAAUAUUCCUUGCAGCAGGAUGACCAGAACAGUGCUUUACCACCUGUCAUUCUAGCAGAGCUUGGAAAAGAUGAAAACAAACCCACUGUGUGUUUUUAUGGGCACUUGGAUGUGAUGCCUGCCAAAAAGGCAGAUGGGUGGGAAACUGAUCCAUAUAUACUGACUGAAAGAAAUGGAAACCUUUAUGGACGUGGAGCAACAGAUGAUAAGGGACCUGUUUUAGCCUGGAUACAUGCAGUGGAAGCUUUCAGAUUACAAAACUUAAAGAUACCUGUGAACAUCAAGUUUGUUCUUGAAGGCAUGGAAGAAGCAGGGUCCACUGGGCUAGAAGACUUAAUUAAAAAUGAAAAUGAGAGAUUUUUCUCCAACAUUAGCUAUAUUGUGAUUUCAGAUAAUACUUGGCUCAGCAAGAGCACACCAGCUCUUACGUACGGAAGUCGGGGGAAUGCCUGCUUUGCUGUGACGGUGGAAGGUGGUGUAAAAGACCUUCAUUCUGGAGCUGCAGGUGGCAUCGUCCAUGAACCUAUGUCUGACCUGAUAGCUCUGCUUGACAGUCUUGUGGAUUCAUCAGGUCACAUUCUGAUCCCCGGAAUCUAUGAUGAUGUUUCUUGUAUUGUGGAAGAGCAAAAGAAGCAGUAUGAGCCAAUAGCAUUUAACUUAACAGAAUAUAAAGCUGAUGUUGGAGUAACAACGCUUCUGUACGACACCAAGGAAGAUAUACUCUCACACUUGUGGUGUUACCCAUCUCUCUCUGUCCAUGGAAUAGAAGGAGCUUUUCAUGAACCAGGGAUCAAAACAGUUAUACCAAGAAAAGUUAUAGGGAAAUUUUCAAUUCGGCAAGUCCCUGAUAUGAACCUCACUACUGUGGAAACUCAGGUGAAACAGCAUUUAAGAGAUGUCUUUGCUAAACGGCAAAGCCCAAACAAAUUGACAGUAGAGAUGACGCUGGGUGCGAUGCCAUGGUUUGCUGACAGCCGUGAGCCUCAGUAUGAAGCAGCUAAAAAGGCAAUCAAAAAAGUUUUUCAAAAGGAUCCAGAUAUGAUUCGGGAUGGAUCAACAAUUCCAAUUGCUAGUAUGUUUGAGAAAAUAACAAAGAAGAAAGUGAUGAUGUUUCCAAUUGGAGCAUCAGAUGACGGGGAGCACUCCCAGCAAGAGAAAAUAAGCAGAUAUAAUUACAUUAAUGGAACAAAAGUGUUUGCCUCCUUUUUACUGGAAAUCUCAGAGCUCCAUAAGGAUUAAGAGGAAGCCUCCAGCUGCAAGACUGUAAAAUAAGGACCCAUGAAGGGGAUAAAGUUCCGUCUGCCUACCAGUUUUUCACUCCUCCAGAUCCUUAACAAAUAAAGAGAAUAAUAUAAUAUUCAUGGAACACAAGGGAUGGUAAUUUCCAACAGUUAUUUGCAUGUGUGCUACACAGCAACAUUCUCCUUCUCAUUCUGAAUGCAUUUUGUUAAUCCAAUUUGUGGAUUUCAAUAUAAUGUAUAUAUUUCUCUCUCAGCAGUACACAAAUGUCCACUUGCAUUGAUAGUUCUGCUGUUCUUGGUAAAGUAGCCCAAGAAUAUUUUGAGCUAUGUUUCCACCUGUGCUCAUUUCCUGUCAAAGGGGCCUUAGUGUGGUAUGUUUUAACUUCCUUUAGGCUCAAGGUUCCUUUAGGCUCAAGGUUGACUCAGCCUUCCAUCCUUCUGAGGUCGGUAAAAUGAGUACCCAGAAUGUUGGGGGCAAUAUGCUAAAAAUCAUUGUAAACCGCUUAGAGAGCUCCGGCUAUAGAGCGGUAUAUAAGUGUAAGUGCUAUUGCUAUUUAUAGAUCUUGUGAGUUUAAUAGCAUGACAAGGCAGAGCCACAAUGCAUGGGUGCCAAGAAGUUUCCCCUGUCUAUUAUUCAAUUGUACCACUUCACAGGCACAACAGCCCAUUAUGUUCUAUUAGGGGCUACAAACACCUGUUCCCUCUUUUGAAGUUUAGUGUUUAGGCAUAAUCAUGUUCUUCUCUGUACUUCUAGACAAUAAAAGCAAUCCUUUUCAAUUA
This is a messenger RNA of Hemicordylus capensis (graceful crag lizard), 2577 nucleotides long. RefSeq names its product beta-Ala-His dipeptidase-like. Gene Ontology annotation, biological process: proteolysis. Gene Ontology annotation, molecular function: dipeptidase activity. The transcript is spliced from 14 exons. Gene Ontology annotation, cellular component: cytosol. The record is from RefSeq and is a predicted model, not a curated record. Lineage: Eukaryota; Metazoa; Chordata; Lepidosauria; Squamata; Cordylidae. The coding region runs from base 170 to 1795 and encodes 541 amino acids.